CCUGAUUGGGAGGUCAGCAUUCCAAACCGCCCAUAAAACCCAGAAAGUUCCACCUUGCUUUUCACACUCCCGAAUGCAGAAACAAGACGCAGAGAGUAAAUUAUCUACUGCUGAGCAAUGUGUCUGCACUUGUACACCGUGGUUUCUCCCUGAACAGCAAUUCCACCUGUAAAACCUUCACUCCUCAGCUUCUGGGGAGAGCAGCGGGGAGGCGUUUUGGACAGCAAACCAGCGGAGGGUCAUGACGACUGUAAGGAGGAAGUUGGUGGUGGUCGGCGAUGGUGGCUGUGGUAAAACAAGCCUGUUGUUUGUGUUAAGCAAGGAUGAGUUCCCAGAAGGUUAUGUCCCCACCGUCUUUGACACCUACGUGGCCGACAUCGUGGUGGACGAGAAGCAAGUGGAACUGGCGCUCUGGGACACGGCCGGUCAAGAGGACUACGACCGCCUACGGCCCCUCUCCUACCCGGACACCGACGUCAUCCUGAUCUGCUUCUCGGUGGACACCCCCGACUCGCUGAGCAACAUCCCGGAUAAGUGGAUGCCCGAGGUCAGGCACUUUUGCCCCGGCGUGCCCAUGGUGCUGGUGGGCAACAAGAGAGACCUGCGGAGCGACCAGCAGGUCCGCAAGGAGCUGGCCAGGACCAAGAAGGAGCCGGUGAGGUGGGAAGAGGGCCAGGCCAUGGCGGAGAGGAUCGGGGCCUACGCUUACCUGGAAUGCUCGGCCAAGCACAAAGAAGGCGUCUGGGAGGUUUUCGAAACAGCCACCAGGGCCACCUUGAAAGCCUCGGAGCCGGGAUGCUUUGGGUGCGGGUGUGUGCUGAUGUAAGAGCGCUGGACUGGGGACGGGUGAAACCGCCAAGUUUCCCAGAAAGGCAAAUACCUUAUUAACAUGUUAGGGCAGGAAAGUUAUUCUAUCAAGUGGGCUGGGGGAAUAAUAAAACUGGCACGGGGAACCAGGACACUCAUCGAACAAGAUGUCAGCUGCUGCUCAGUGGUGAGCACCCUUAUAGCUCUCGGGUCACACCGGGUUGUGGGCUCAAAGUCCCAACUCCAGUGACUUGAGAGCAAAAUCUAGGCGGACGCUCCUGUGCCAGUGGUUUAGGAAGGGCAGCAUUGUAGCAAGUGCCACGUCUGCCCUCUCAGGUGGUGAAGAAAUCAGCCCUUGACAUCAUUUUGAAGAAGAGCUGGGGAGUUUAUUUGUUUCAUUGCUGUUUAUGGCACCUGAGGGUGCAGAAAUUGUCUGGCACGUUCCCUUCACUACAAUGGGUGACUUAUACUUCUAAAUCCUUUGGUGUUUUGCUGUUUGGGAUGUCCUGAGACUGCUAAAAGGCACUAUCUAAAUGCAAAUUCUUUUCCUUUUAACCAAUGUUCCAAAUGGCUUCAAAUCGUACAGACGUUUUCUGUUAAAAAGUAAAGGAAAGUAUUUUGUUCAACACCAGAUCACGAUGUUAUAGUUCAGUUGGCAUACAAAUUGUAUAUCUGAUCUACAAUUUCCGUUUAAGGGUCAGGCCAGCUGGAUUUUCUGCUUUUAUACUCACAUGUUCCUCUUUGCAUUUGAAAAGUGGACAAAAAAAAUUCCUCCAUGAUUCACUGGAUACUUUCCCUUGUUUAUGAAAGGGUGAGCGAGGUUGUGACAAUUAGAUCAUUUUUGUUCUGCUAAUUAUCAGCUCACUUAAAAUCACACUUCAGCUUUCUCACUGCACGCCAGGUAAAGACUGAGGUCAGUGCUGGGCGAACUCAGGUCAGUCCAAUGGUUUGCACACAGACCAAUAUCCCACCGGCACUCGCCUCCUGUACGUGGGAAUGUCCACCUCGGCAAAGUGACGCACGGGGAGACAAAUGAAAGGGCAGUCCAGGCUCCCACCAGGGAACCCGCGGUACCUGGGGCCAGUCUGAACUUUGCUGCGGUAACUUACCGGCAGCUCCGACUGCCAAGGAGCUGGGCCCGACCAGUACCGGGAACACAGCCCCUUGUGGAAAAGCGGCACUGGGAAGCUUUUGAAGUGUCCGGGGAAGAAGGAAAUAGGUGAUACGUCUGCCCAAGAAUCCACCCCCUCCCUUGACUUUGUGCACCAGCUAACAGGGAACUAAGUCCGACAGACCGGGAAGGGCUUGAGAGUCCGAUCCCCGCCGUGUUGGUGGGGUGGGGGGUGGUAAUGAGCAUCUGUGACCCCCCCCCACCCCCCACCGCCACCACCCCUUGCCAAGACAAGCCGAGGACAUCAAUCAGCCAGGGUUCCGUCUCCCGCUCACCGGCUGGUCAGCACUGCUGGAGACCAGGUGACUGCAGGCCGAGAUCGGGUAGGGACACCCUUCUCCGCCCACGGGCAAUGCCUGCUUCAACUGACGCCCAUCCAAGGGGGGUGGG
Molecule: messenger RNA, 2368 nt
Organism: Carcharodon carcharias (great white shark)
Lineage: Eukaryota; Metazoa; Chordata; Chondrichthyes; Lamniformes; Lamnidae
Product: ras-like GTP-binding protein RHO
Exons: 1
Coding region: 242-826 (194 amino acids)
Biological process (GO): small GTPase-mediated signal transduction
Molecular function (GO): GTPase activity; GTP binding
Source: RefSeq, a predicted model, not a curated record